GAUAAUGUUGGCGAUUACCAGGAYUCCUACAUUCCAAACCCUUCGUGCAAGCAGUGGGCAGUGUACGAGUGGCUAGGGAAGCUAUUUGGUGCUGUUUACCGYAGUGAUGAGAACCUGACACUGACUUGUCCACCGUUGUUUUGGAAGCUACUUAUAGGUGCUCACGUUACUUGGGCCAAGGAUUUUGCUGCUGUCGAUGAYGCUGCUGUCAGAUUCACAGACGAGUUAGAGCUGGUGGACGAAGAACUGUACCUUGCCACGUACGGCAACGAAUGCAAGUUUAGUACAGUAUUAAGUGACGGYACUAGAGUUGACCUCAUACCACAUGGAGAGACAAAAGGAGUAAUGACUUGUGAUCGAACUCGAUUCGCCUUUCUGCUGAGAGAAGCAAGAAUGACAGAAUCUGUUAAACAGGUACUGGCCAUCAGGAAAGGUCUCGUAUCUUGUAUUCCUGAAUCAGUAAUGAUGCUGUUGACAUGGAACGAGUUGGAGAGAGGUGUCUGUGGUAACCCUGUGGUUUCGCUGGAUGUUCUGAAGGGCGCCUGUAA
Molecule: messenger RNA, 548 nt
Organism: Actinia tenebrosa (Australian red waratah sea anemone)
Lineage: Eukaryota; Metazoa; Cnidaria; Anthozoa; Actiniaria; Actiniidae
Molecular function (GO): ubiquitin-protein transferase activity
Source: RefSeq, a predicted model, not a curated record